CGGACACCACGGAAAAAGGCAUAAUCUGUCACUCUUCACGCAACAAAAAGAACUUGACGAUUCAGUCUGCGUUAAGACGCUUAAAUCGAUUGAUUCUCAGUUCUUUAAGUAACUUGAAUCAAUAAAAACCACAAAAUGAAGCACCUCGCCGCCUACCUCCUUCUCGGCCUUGCUGGCAACACCAGCCCCAGCGCCAAGGACAUCAAGGGCGUUCUCGACUCUGUUGGUAUUGAGGCUGAUGAUGAGCGUCUGGAGAAGCUUCUCUCCGAGCUUGAGGGCAAGGACAUCAACGAGUUGAUCGCUGAGGGUAGCAAGAAGCUCGCAUCUGUCCCAUCGGGUGGCGCCGCUGCUGCCCCAGCUGCUGGUGGUGGUGGUGCUGCUGGCGGUGCUGCUGCUGCUGAAGAGGCCAAGGAGGAGGCCAAGGAGGAGGAAAAGGAGGAGUCCGACGAGGACAUGGGUUUCGGUCUGUUCGACUAAGCGUCCUCCAUUGGCUUUCAUGUCAUAUGUUUGCAAACAGAUGUGCUCCAAAACUUUUAGCAUUUGCGCAAGCAAUAUGGCUAGAAUGAUAAGCAUGGGAAGGAGUUUUCUCAAUGGCAUGCAUGCGGAUUCUUCUCGGUGGCUCUUCACUAUACAGGUGAUACGCAUUGUGAUAUUCCGCACAUACAUCAAAUGAAAAAUAUCUUCUUCCUAAACUUUGUACUUGAUUUCCUUCACAUUUGCUACGUUUGCUGUAAUAAAGUUUUCUGAAA
This is a messenger RNA of Verruconis gallopava, 749 nucleotides long. Its product is annotated as 60S acidic ribosomal protein P2. Gene Ontology annotation, molecular function: structural constituent of ribosome. Gene Ontology annotation, cellular component: ribosome; cytosolic large ribosomal subunit. Gene Ontology annotation, biological process: cytoplasmic translational elongation. The record is from RefSeq and is a predicted model, not a curated record. The coding region runs from base 136 to 477 and encodes 113 amino acids. The transcript has 4 exons. NCBI's taxonomy places the organism in Eukaryota, Fungi, Ascomycota, Dothideomycetes, Venturiales, Sympoventuriaceae.